Messenger RNA from Lolium perenne, 573 nucleotides. Its product is annotated as U-box domain-containing protein 51-like. Gene Ontology annotation, molecular function: ATP binding; protein kinase activity. NCBI's taxonomy places the organism in Eukaryota, Viridiplantae, Streptophyta, Magnoliopsida, Poales, Poaceae. The record is from RefSeq and is a predicted model, not a curated record. Gene Ontology annotation, biological process: protein phosphorylation.
AUGCUUCACCACGGCCGGAACAGCACGCCGCUUUUAGUCUGGUACGACCCCAUCCGCAUCGCCUGGGAGAUGGCCACCGCUGUCGCGUUUCUCCAGUGCCAGGCCGACUGCAGGCCGGACCCCAUCAUCCAUCGUGACAUCAAGCCAGCCAACAUCCUGCUCGAUCAGAACCUCGCCAGCAAGGUCGGUGACGUGGGCCUCUCGACGGCGCUGCUCCUCCCGGCCACCAACCUGAGCCACGGAGGCCAGCAGUCCAGCACCUGUCGUCGUCCACGAUUGGUCAAGCACACGGCGUCAUGCCACGAUGGUCAAGUCCGACGUGUAUCCGCUGAGCGUCGUGAUGCUGCAGAUGCUCACGGGGAGGACGUCGCCGCUGGGGCUCGCCGCCUCGCUCACGCCGUCGAGGCUGCGCUGGAAGACAGCGGCAACGACUUCACGGACAUGCUGGACGUACGCGACCGGAUGCGAGUGGCCGCUGGAAGAGGCGCAGGAGCUAGCCGCGCUGCCGCUCCGGUGCACCGAGAUUUUGUACAGGGACAGCCAAGGUUGCACAUCAAAGGGCGGCGCUGUUAG